Molecule: messenger RNA, 1470 nt
Organism: Hydatigera taeniaeformis
Lineage: Eukaryota; Metazoa; Platyhelminthes; Cestoda; Cyclophyllidea; Taeniidae
Source: the annotation of a GenBank genome assembly
AUGUUGCUGCUGGUUAUUUCAUUUUUGUGGAUAUUUGGAUGGAUCAUCUUCGUAAUAGCCCUCUUAAUAAGGCGAAGAUAUAUUCGUCAUUAUUGGGCUAAGUAUCAUAAGAUGCCUGGCUCUCCACUCCUUCUCUCCGUUUUUCAUCCUUACUGCACUUCAGGCGGCGGCGGUGAACGAGUUCUCUGGACAGGCGUUAGCGCUCUUCUCCAGCAUCGUGAAAAGCUCCUAAUCUUCAUAUACACCAACGACCCAGACUGUCUUACUAAUCCUUCCCUUGUCUUCCAACACGUCCGCAAUACCUUUGACAUCAACAUAGAAGACGAGACUCGUAUCCACUUCGUGCCCCUCCGAAGUGAGCUAUUUCUCCGGCCUGUACUCUAUCCCUUCUUUACUCUUGCUGGGCAGGCUUUCGGCUCCCUUAUUGCAGGUUUUGAGGCCCUCGUCCGUCUUCCUUCUGAUGUGUAUCUAGACACUGCAGGUUUCGCUUUCACUCUCCCUCUCUUUGCAUGGAUAAUCGGUGCGAGUUGCAGUGCUUACGUCCAUUUCCCCACCAUUUCACUUGAUAUGCAACGGCGUGUUGCAACACGUAUUUCCGACGUUGGUACAAACUACAAUAAUGCGGCAAGAAUUCGCAGGAGUAGGAUACUUACCAUCCUCAAACAGUUCUAUUAUAUGCUAUUUCGGUUCGCCUAUGGUUGGGCUGGUAGUGUGGUGAAUUGUCGCGUCGUGGCCGUGAACUCGACAUGGACUCAGAGGCACAUCGCCGCUCUCUUCGCUACGCAAACUUACCUCCUCUAUCCGCCAUGUCCAUGUAGAGUUGAGGAGAGGGUAAGUGGAGCGAAACGAAAGCCCUGGAUCAUAUCAAUUGGACAGUUUAGGCCGGAGAAAAAUCAUAUGCUUCAACUGAAGGCGUUUGAGGUCUUCCUGAAGCGUAUUUCAGGGGACAGAAGUCCGUACCGUCUCAUAUUAAUUGGCGGUUGCCGUCACGCUGGUGAUCGUAAGCGAGUUCACCGUCUGCAGGAAGUAGCGAGACAGAUGGGGUUCUCAGAUCGGCAAGUAGUUUUUGAGGUGGAUGCGCCUGUCUCCAGGAUAAACCAAUACCUUACAGAAGGCACCAUCAAUCUCCAUACUAUGGUAGACGAACACUUUGGCAUUGGUGUUGUAGAGGGCAUGGCAGCUGGACUAGUGACGGUUGCACACAGAUCCGGCGGACCCUUGAUGGAUAUUAUCGGUCCAGCACUGGCACAACCAGGGGUUGACUUAAACAAGAUGAAGCCGACCCCUGUGGGAUAUCUGGCCACACGGGCUGAGGAGUACGCAGAGGUCUUUCGCUACGUCCUUGUUGAAGCUACACCCGAUCAAUUAGAGCCACUUCGGACUGCUGCUAAGCAACGCGCGCAGACUCUCUUCUCGGAGGAAGUCUUUUGUAAAGGGUGGCUCAAAUUCGUGGAGAAGCUAGGUAUAUGA